Moneuplotes crassus is the source of this 1831-nucleotide messenger RNA. The record is from the annotation of a GenBank genome assembly. Lineage: Eukaryota; Ciliophora; Spirotrichea; Euplotida; Euplotidae.
CAAAGAAAGUUUCGGAAGGUACUUAAACUACAUGUACACCCACUGGUGCAUUGAAGGAUAGUAGACAAAUAGCAUCACCAGGCUUUAUAUAUGGGUUUAGUAUUAGUCUCUGGGAGAACAAAAGCUUUAUGAUUAAAAUUUAUGUUCCCUUUAGUUAUCAACCAAACGAAGAUGAUCGAAAAGCUGCUAUCCAAAAUUUGGGCGUUCCUAAGUUUCUUGUGAACAAAUGGUUAAAUGUCAAGAAUACAAGGUCACACUUUAGACAGUCUCAUUGCCAGAUUGAUAACAAGGAUGACGUCUCUAUAUACUCAGGGUCAAGUUUUUCAAUUGUAUCACCAAUUAAAAUGAGCAAAUAAAUCAUUUAUUUCCAAUAAGAUUAACAAUAAGGCCUCUACUUCAAUGAGAAAAAGCGAGGUAUGAGUUGAUUUCUCCUCUAAAAUUGGCCAAGAACCAUGCGGAAAUGUUCCUAAAGUAAAGAGCAAAUUUUCUCAAAGUGGUAUCAAAUAAUACUUCCGAAUUUCCCAAAGAUCUUUUGUCUCCAAAUGAUGAGAAGGAAAUCAAGCUUGGCGAUGAGUCACAAAAGAGUGAGAAGAAGCAUGUAAAUCCUUACCCAAAAUGUCUUGAAUCUUCAAUUAGCAACCCAAUAUUCGAACUUCACAAGUCUGAUGAUGACAGUUCUGUUUCAGGUCAUGAUUCCAAAGAAGAUUGCGAAUUGGAACAUAAAGAAGAAAAACAUACAGAGAAGCCUCAAAUAAAUAUUUUAAAGGACGAAUCAGAGGCAGUUCUUAACAAUAAGAAAGUAUCCGUUUUGCCAACGUCUCAGGGUAUCCAACCUUUAUCAAUCAGGAAAGAUAAUAGGCACUGAAAAUAAGGCUGUUUCCACUAUAAUAGAAUUUUCAAGGAUUGUACCAAAGAAGAAGGGUAUACAGCAAAAUUCUAGAAACUGAACCAUGGAUCAGCUAUUUAUCACUAACAAAAAGAGAGACUUACUCAGCGAUGAGAGGAUAUACCAAAUCCCUAACUUUUUCUUACCCUCAAGCCCUGCUUUGAGAAAUAUUAACAGUAAUAGUUUGAAGAAGGAUCGGAAUCGAGCUCCUAUACAUCUAAAAAAUUCUCACGUUAAAGGAGCGAUAUUCCGGAGAAAUCGAUCAAGGAAUGACCAGGAUAGCCAAAAUAAGCCUCAAAACAAUAAUUUAAAUAAAUUCCAAAACACCUUCAAUACCCUAGACCUCAAGAAUUACAUCACAAAGCAGAAGGAUCUACUGAAUACUAAUAAGAAUACCUGCAGAGAUAGAUGAAUCCAGAAAGUGAAUUUCCUAAUCUGAGAUAUAGAACAAUUUCAGCUUUGAGCGGGAUGACACUCAAUUCAAUAGAAAACUGUUGACAACUUUUGAUGGUAGAGAGACCUCUGCUCAGAAAAGACUAAAGGCUCUCAGUUUGUUAAAGGAGACGUCGGAUUUUAGAUCACGCUUAGAUCCUAAGUAACUUUGGAGCUAACUGCUUGUAGGUAUAUGAUUCCUCUACCUCAGAUUAGGAAGGGUAGGAAUUACAACUUGGAUCAGUGUCCUUCAAUAUGUUUAAAUUCUUUGAAGUGUUACGUUAAUAGUAAAAUUAAUGGGCAAUUUCAAAUUUUAGAGAGAAAAAUCAGGGCUUUGAGUAAGACCCGAUAUACCCCCAUUCGUCAACAGAUAGGUAAAGCACUGCAUAUAGUCUAUAGGCUUGAGAUCCCCUCGAAACACUCCUGGAGAGGUUUUAACUGUUAAACAAAUGGCAAUAAAAGGGUCUCAAAUCACUUUUAAAGAGCUCGGUUAGUUUUUCAUAAAAAGUUUUC